Molecule: messenger RNA, 1538 nt
Organism: Octopus bimaculoides (California two-spot octopus)
Lineage: Eukaryota; Metazoa; Mollusca; Cephalopoda; Octopoda; Octopodidae
Product: bifunctional phosphoribosylaminoimidazole carboxylase/phosphoribosylaminoimidazole succinocarboxamide synthetase
Biological process (GO): 'de novo' IMP biosynthetic process
Cellular component (GO): cytosol
Molecular function (GO): phosphoribosylaminoimidazolesuccinocarboxamide synthase activity
Source: RefSeq, a predicted model, not a curated record
UAUUUAUUUCGCGCCAUUAUUUGUUUCUUAUUCAGAGCAGAAACUUUUUGUUGAUUCCUUACAACGUGUCUGCUACUUUUUACGUUUUGAAUUCAGCAUGGCUUGUCAAUUAGUGCACGAUCUAUAUAAUGCUGAUGGCUCUCCUAAAGCUGGCAAAGAUGUGACCCUUGGAGAUGUCCUUAUUGAGGGUAAAACCAAAAUUGUCUAUGACCUGCCAUCUUACAAAGGGUGUGUUGCCAUAAAGUCCAAAGACAGAAUCACAUGUGGAGAUGGUGCAAGAGCUCAUGACAUGGAAGGAAAAGCAGUCAUUUCAAACUCCACCAAUUCUUCCCUCAUGAAAAUACUCAAUGAUGCUGGUAUUCCAACGCACUUCCUUGGUAAAUGGUCUGACAAUGUUUUCCACGCUCACCGAUGCUACAUGGUACCUAUUGAGUGGGUUACUCGACGUGUGGCUACAGGUUCCUUCCUCAAGCGUAACCCAGGGGUUACAGAAGGGCAUAGAUUUUCUCCUGUUAAAUUGGAAACGUUUUACAAGGAUGAUGCCAAUCAUGACCCUCAGUGGAGCCGGGAACAGAUAAUUUCUGCCAAAAUUCAGUGUGGUGACAAAGUUAUUGGUGCUGAUGAUGUUGACAUCAUGGAGAAGAUGACUGUUCUUAUUUUUGAAAUUUUGGAAAAGGCUUGGACUGGUGCUAACUGUGCACUCAUUGAUAUGAAGAUAGAAUUUGGAGUGUCUGCUGGAACUGGUGAUAUUGUACUGGCUGACAUUAUUGACAGUGACUCGUGGCGCCUUUGGCCUUCUGGAGACAAACGCUUGAUGGUUGACAAACAAGUCUAUCGUGACAUGGCUGAAGUCACCAAAGACGGCAUGGAAACUGUUAAAAGAAAUUUCCAGUGGGUAGCUGAAAAAGUCAAGGAAAUAAUGCCAAAGAAGGUGUCUCAGGUCGUGGUAUUCAUGGGUUCGGCUUCAGAUAUGGCUUUCUGUCAAAAAAUUCAAACCUAUUUAGAGAAACUGCAUCUUCCUUGUUCAAUGCGUGUAACAUCUGCUCACAAAUGUACUGAAAGUACUCUCAAACUCCUUGCUGAAUAUGAAGGCGAAGGUAUUCCCACUGUGAUAAUAGCAGUUGCUGGUCGAAGUAAUGGGCUUGGUCCUGUGUUGGCUGGUAAUACUAACUUGCCAGUUAUCAAUUGCCCUCCCCUCUCUUCAAACUGGGAGCAAGAGGAUCUUUGGUCAUCUUUGAGAUUACCAUCAGGACUUGGUUGCGCUACUGUAAUUUUCCCUGAAGCAGCAGCGAUUCAUGCUGCCCAGAUUUUGGCACUGUCCAAUGAGAGGCUUUGGGCUAAAAUGCGAGUGUUGACAUUCAAGAACUGGCUGGGAGUAAAGAAGUCUGACAUUAGCAGUCGUAUUUGCUAAUUUUGUGUUUGGUUGUGAACAAACCUAUUUUCCCUUAUAAACAAUUUUUAAAAAUUGUUUUUGAAUUCAUAUCACUAUCAAUAUUUUCUCUUUUGUUCAAGAUGAAAUAAAGCAAUCUCUUUUUCUA